CGUCAGAGCAGAGCUCCUGCUAACGGCUCGCGGCUACCAGCUAGUGAUAUAUCGGUGUGCGUCCCUCUGCUUCGGACUGCCUCAUUAUUUUUUUCUCUUCACUAACUAGAAGUUAAAAUAAUCUUUAUUUGCUUUCUCUACCAUUACAUUGAGGGUUUUUUUAGGCUGUAAGGCUAAUGCCACAGAGCUAGCAGCAGCCAGCGAGAGAGCGACUCUAUCCAGCUUUCCUGGGAAGAGGGGGAGAAGUUUCCGGUGUUCAGACAAUAAUGCAGUGAUUUUACAUACGUGGCUCGUUGUCGACUCAAUAUUUAGACCCUUUAUCUUUUAUUUUGGACUCCAUAAAGUUGUACGACCAGCUAGAGAUGAAGAGAUAAAUUGAUGCUUGGAUUUAAACAUCUGCAAAGGAGAUGAGUCAGCUUUGGUGGCGAGCCAAGCGCCUGUCGGAGAGGUUGGGAAGCGACUCUCCUGAUGGCCUUCCUCCAGGCUCUCCGAGCACCGUGGCCCCCCAGGGGUCCAACUCUUCCUGGGCGCCCAUUGCCCCGGUGGUCCGACCCGAGGAGCCAAUCUUCCUCAUGACGUCCACUGCCCAGACUAUCUCCGGGUUCUUUGUCUGGACAGCGCUUCUCAUCACGUGUCACCAGAUCUACAUGCACCUGCGUUACUACAGCUCUCCAAAUGAGCAGAGGCAUAUUGUCCGGAUCCUCUUCAUAGUCCCCAUCUAUGCCUUUGACUCCUGGCUCAGCCUCCUUUUCUUCACCAACGAGGAGUACUACGUAUACUUCGACACAGUCAGAGACUGCUACGAAGCUUUUGUCAUCUACAACUUUCUUAGUUUGUGUUAUGAAUAUCUGGGUGGAGAAAGCGCCAUCAUGGCUGAAAUUCGAGGAAAACCCAUCGAAUCCAGCUGCAUGUAUGGAACCUGCUGUCUGUGGGGGAAGGCCUACUCCAUCGGUUUCCUCAGGUUUUGCAAACAGGCUACGCUCCAGUUCUGUGUGGUUAAACCUCUGAUGGCGGUCAUCACCGUCAUCCUUCAGGCCUUUGGGAAAUACAAAGAUGGAGACUUCAAUGUGGCCAGCGGCUAUCUGUACGUCACCAUCAUCUAUAACAUCUCUGUCAGUUUGUCGCUCUACGCGCUUUUCCUCUUUUACUUUGCCACGCGUGAGCUGCUGGUCCCUUACAACCCCGUGCUCAAGUUCUUCAUGGUGAAGUCUGUCAUCUUCCUCUCCUUCUGGCAGGGGAUGCUUCUGGCCAUCCUGGAGAAAUGCGGCGCCAUUCCUCAGAUCAACUCUGCCGAUUUCUCAGUGGGAGAAGGAACGGUGGCGGCCGGAUACCAGAACUUCAUCAUCUGCAUCGAGAUGUUCUUCGCUGCUGUGGCGCUGCGCCACGCCUUUACCUACAAGGUCUACAUGGACAAACGGCUGGACUCCUACGGCUCCUUUCCAAUCUACGGACAAUACGGUCGCUGCGCUCCGAUGAAGAGCAUCUCCAGCAGCCUUAAGGAAACCAUGAAUCCAGGGGACAUGGUUCAGGACGCCAUCCAUAACUUCUCACCGGCCUACCAGCAGUACACUCAGCAGUCCACGCUGGAGCGAGGCGGGGGGCAGUCCCUGUCCCGCAGCCACAGUAACGUCAGCGCACGGGGCGACAACGAGAAAACCCUGCUGCUCAGCUCUGAUGACGAGUUCUGAGACGGAGACCUCCUGUAAAGCCGUCACCAAUCUGUUCUUUUAUUUAAGCCUUAACAUGAAAUGUGGAGUUUAGUUUUUAAUUUGGAUGAGAAGGAGAGCUCAGAUUUGCAUUGAACUGAAGCAGCGACGGGGAAGGUGUUAGAGGCAGCGAGGAGUGGAACGUUGCUAACUGUGUCAAAGUCAGAGAGCAGCUGUGGUUGUUACGUUACAGAAGAGCUGUAAGCACCUCCUGAAUGGAUUAGUACAAAUAACCGUGCCUCCUUAUAGCAUCUGGUUAAUGCACUUUAGAUGGAAGAGCAGAAAACAUAAGCCUGAAAUAAGUGCCAUCUUUAUUUAAAACACACAGCUUUCUUAAUGUUUUUUUCUUUUUUACUUAUUUAAAAGAAUUGCCAAAAAAUCCGAGCUCCACUGAUUCCUAAGCUUAAUAGUGAAAGGUACAGAGCAUGAUCUGCUGGCUUUAGCUGUUUAAUGAUUGUUUUAUCACAACUUUUCUAUGUUAUGCUGUGGGUACAACUCAUUAACACACCGUUAUGUCGGACAUAUUGGGAAAAAUUAUAUCAUUUGUUGUUACUGUAGGUGUGUUUUCAAAAGAAGGUCAAUCCAGCUGUCUGGGACUCUAGUUUACGGCCCCUUCAGCCUGACAGAACAGCUGUAGCAGGAGACUACUGUUGUUGUUGUUUUUUUUUUUUUAUCUGGCGUGGGCGGAGGGGCAAGCGGAAGGACGGCGCCUACACAGAUUACAGAUUACAGAAGAAGCGCUGCUUCCUGCCGAGCUGGCCCAGCUGUGAUAUACUGGAGUGUGUAAUCUUAUAAUUGAUGCUAUGUUCAGCACAGAUCAGGCCUGCCCCCGCUGGUUCCUACAUGGAAGCGCAUUUCUACUGUAGUAGAUUCCAGAUUUACCACUAUGAUUAUUUUAGGGUAAAGUAAGGCUUUAACUGUAAGAGGAUUAAUAUUUCUAUGAAUGUUAUUUUAAGAGUUUGUUUAAAAUGUAAAAAAAACAAAAAGUUUUAGGAUUGUAUCAAGGCAGAAAAUUGUGAUUUCUGGUGUUUGCUGUCCUCUGCUGGCUUUAAGGAAAUCCUUAUUAACCUUUACAUUUUAGCCAUCACUCUAUAGGGUUUCUCAUGCCUUUGAAUGUGUAUCUUUGUUCAUGCAUUAUUCAAUCAUGGUUUACAUAUCAUUUUAAAUUGAUUAUUGUUAUAGAAAAACAAGGCACCUCAGAGUACAGCUCAUAUGAAUGAAUAAAUUUCAAAUGGGAAUUUGUGUGACUGGUGGGUGAGUAUCUUAUUACUGAGUAGGCAUGUUCUGAUCUGAUCCAAAGAGUCUCCAGCUAAACCCAGUUCCCUAUAGCUGCUCUUCUUCUGCUGUUAUUCAUUAAAACUCACAGCAGAUAUAAAUGUGGACAGCUUGCUAAAAUACACAAUGGUUUUCCUUUACAAAUGAAAUACUCUUUCUUUUCAAGUGACCAAAUCUGUGCUGUAAAUCUCAAGCAUGUGGUUGCAUUUAUUCAGGUAAUAAUGCCUAAAGUAAAGCCCCUACAUUCAAAAUAACUGUUUUGUUUGGAAGCCAUUAAUUGGAGCCCAGCUUAAAUGUGUCCAAAGCUGAAUUAUCAAUGAGUCCGAUCAAAACAGAGCUAAGAUGCUAGCGUUAGCCUAUCAUUUAGCUGCAUGUGAAGGCUGAUAUAUCAUGGAAAACAUUCAGCUUCAUGUAGAAAAUCUAACUGGAUUAAAUAUAUGUGACUUUCAACAAAUCUGAUAAAUACAGCAUUUAUAUUUCUGCUAAGAUGUCUUUAGAAUCACAAAAAUAAACCCUGAUCGCAAGGAUCGGAGAAUUAGGGCCACUAGAAAAAAAAAGUUAACUGAUUUUAAAAUUUUAUUUCAGUUUAGUAUGGGG
Messenger RNA from Cyprinodon tularosa, 3578 nucleotides. Its product is annotated as transmembrane protein 184B-like. NCBI's taxonomy places the organism in Eukaryota, Metazoa, Chordata, Actinopteri, Cyprinodontiformes, Cyprinodontidae. Gene Ontology annotation, molecular function: transporter activity. The record is from RefSeq and is a predicted model, not a curated record. The coding region runs from base 408 to 1688 and encodes 426 amino acids. Gene Ontology annotation, biological process: transport. The transcript has 10 exons.